AUGGCUAUCGGCGGAAUUGCUCUUGAUGUCUCCGGCACAGCCAACAUAGACGCUAAAAUCACAGCCGCGGUCGUCAUGACUUGCGUUGUGGCUGCCUCAAGCGGUCUCAUCUUUGGCUACGACAUUGGAAUUUCAGGAGGUGUAACAACGAUGAAGCCGUUUCUUGAGAAGUUUUUUCCAUCGGUUCUUAGAAAAGCUUCCGAAGCUAAGACGAAUGUGUAUUGCGUCUACGAUAGCCAACUUCUAACGGCUUUCACAUCAAGCCUUUAUAUAGCCGGCUUAGUCGCUUCCUUAGUGGCUAGCCGUCUCACGGCGGCUUACGGUCGACGCACCACCAUGAUUCUCGGCGGUUUUACUUUCCUCUUCGGUGCGGUCAUCAACGGCUUAGCCGAAAACAUAGCCAUGCUCAUCUCGGGUCGGAUUUUGCUCGGAUUUGGUGUCGGCUUCACAAACCAAGCGGCGCCGGUGUAUCUAUCGGAGGUAGCUCCGCCGCGAUGGCGUGGAGCUUUCAACUCCGGCUUUCAAUUCUUCAUCGGGGUCGGAGUUGUAGCAGCCAAUAUGAUAAACUACGGCACGGCCAACCACCGUAACGGCUGGCGAAUCUCAUUAGGUCUCGCCGCCGUACCAGCCGCGAUCAUGACCGUCGGAACUCUAACCAUCUCCGACACACCUUCUAGCCUCUUGGCGCGUGGGAAACACGAUCACGCUCGCGCGUCGUUGCUAAAACUACGUGGCACCGAGAACAGAGCUGACGUGGAAACAGAGCUGGCUGAGCUGGUUAAGUCGAGUCAGUUAGUCAUUGAAGCUAAACCCGAGCCGUUUAGGACCAUGCUUGAGAGACGGUACAGGCCUCAGCUUGUGGUUGCAGUGGCGAUUCCUUGUUUUCAGCAGUUAACCGGAAUCACGGUUAAUGCGUUCUACGCGCCGGCUCUGUUUCGUUCGGUCGGGUUUGGUUCUGGUCCGGCUCUUAUUGCGACGGUUAUACUCGGGUUGGUUAAUCUUGGUUCGAUUCUUGUAUCAACCAUGGUUAUUGAUCGGUUUGGUAGACGGUUCUUGUUCAUUGCUGGUGGUAUUCAGAUGUUUGUCUGUCAGGUGGCAGUGGCUGGAUUGCUAGCGGCGACAGUGGGAGCAGUCGGGAGGGGAGAAAUGACAAAGGGCUACGCCGUGACGGUGGUGGUGUUGUUAUGCAUAUACGCGGCUGGUUUCGGAUGGUCGUGGGGUCCACUGAGCUGGCUGGUCCCGAGUGAGAUUUUCCCGCUUAAGAUGCGACCAGCUGGUCAGAGCUUGAGCGUAGCCGUUAACUUUGCAGCAACGUUUGCUCUUUCUCAGACGUUCCUCGCCACGCUCUGCCGUUUUAAGUACGGUGCGUUCUUGUUUUACGGCGGGUGGAUCUUGAUAAUGACGGUAUUCGUUGUGAUGUUCUUGCCGGAGACGAAAGGGAUCCAUGUGGAUUCCAUGUACCAAGUUUGGGAGAAGCAUUGGUUUUGGCGACGGUUUACCAAACCGACUUCAAUUUGA
Arabis nemorensis is the source of this 1518-nucleotide messenger RNA. NCBI's taxonomy places the organism in Eukaryota, Viridiplantae, Streptophyta, Magnoliopsida, Brassicales, Brassicaceae. The record is from the annotation of a GenBank genome assembly.